GAUAAGAGUAGACCAGGUAGUUGAAUUAUGGAGGUUCUGGUUGUUGAACCAUUCUCGAUAAGUACGAUGAUGCCAUAAAUUUCAAAAAUCUGUUUUUCCAUUCAAAUUUUGAUAUUCAAUUUUCUUCGCCAAACCAAUCCCCACUCGCCCUCUUCAUUUAUUAUCAAUUCCCCUUCCCUUUCCUUUCAUUUCAAUUUGACAAUUCAAUCCCAAAGGAUUUCAAUGGAAACUCAAGCUUGCCCCCUCCCUCUUCUCCCUCUAUUCUUUUCCAUGUUCCUCACCGUCUACCUCGUUGCCUACUUCAUCGUUUUCCGGUACUGGAGCCCCAAGAUCCGACCUGAAGCCUCCAGCUGCUUAAUCUCCCUUGCCCACGGCACACCCGCUGUUCUCUUGGCUACCUAUUCCAUACUCGCCGACUCGUAUCCCGAUUUUGCGUCUCCGAACACCGAACGCCAGAACUUAGUCCUCGACUACAGCAUCGCGUACUUCUUAAUGGACCUUCUCCAUUUCAUCGUCUUCAACCCCAGAGACCUCAUCUUCAUAGCCCACCACUUGGCGACGCUCUUCGUCUUCCUCACGUGUCGGUACCUGGUCUCUCAUGGCGCCUACGCCAUACUCGUGCUCCUCAUCCUCGCCGAGGUCACCAGCGCGUGCCAGAACACUUGGACGCUCGCGAAUGCUCGGAAGAACGACGUCGUAUUCGCCGCGAAACUGUACGGUCUCCUGUGCCCCUUUUACACGGUGUAUUCGAUUGUCAGGGGUCUCGUGGGACCGUAUUUUGUGUACAAAAUGUUUGCUUUUUAUGCGAGUGGGGCAGCGAAGAGUGUGAUUCCAAAAUGGGUGUGGAUUUCUUGGAUUGCUGUAAUUCUUACUGCUAUUUCUGUUAGUAUAUUGUGGGUUUCGAAUCUUUGGGCCGAGUUUUACAGAGAAAGAAGGGGAAAACUGGACAAGAAAAUUAGAUAGAUAUAUGUAUAGCAGUAGGAGCAAUGCUACGUCGCCCAAGGCAGUGAAGAAGACAUACACUGUCCUUGCCUUGCUCGAUGAUUUGCAGCCAUAUUUGGGUGUUCCACGUCUGGCACAGAACACCAUUAUGGAUGGAAGGUGUCCACGCAAUUGUGGAGUAGCUGCUAGCAUGGCGACCGCAAUGGCAAACAUGGUUAUUUUUGCUCAAACUAGUAAAAGUUUGAAAUGUAUUUAGCCUGUGCCUGUGGAACUUAUUUGGCUAUAUAUGAAGUUAUGUUUCUUUAGUUCAAUAAAAUUCUCUUUACAUUUCUUUGA
Messenger RNA from Juglans microcarpa x Juglans regia, 1278 nucleotides. Its product is annotated as TLC domain-containing protein At5g14285-like. Gene Ontology annotation, cellular component: membrane. NCBI's taxonomy places the organism in Eukaryota, Viridiplantae, Streptophyta, Magnoliopsida, Fagales, Juglandaceae. The record is from RefSeq and is a predicted model, not a curated record.